AUGGUGGAUAAUCUUCUUGCACAGGACCGAGGAGAUGAAUUCACUUAUACUGGAAGUGGAGGUAGAGAUCUUUCUGGCAAUAAAAGAAUUGGCGAACAUUCGUUUGAUCAAACAUUAACACACAUGAAUAGAGCAUUGGCCCUGAACUGUGAUGCCCCAUUGGAUGAUAAAAAUGGAGCAGAGUCUAAGAAUUGGAGAGCUGGCAACCCAGUCCGAGUAGUGCGCAGUUCAAAAGGACGACGGAUCAGCAAAUAUGCUCCAGAGGAAGGCAAUAGAUAUGAUGGCAUUUACAAGGUGGUAAAAUAUUGGCCAGAAAUUGGAAAAUGUGGAUUCUUAGUUUGGCGCUAUCUUCUGAGAAGAGAUGAUAUUGAACCUGCCCCUUGGACUUCAGAAGGGAUGGAACGGUCAAAGAAACUGGGGCUGAGUGUACAGUAUCCAGAAGGUUAUUUAGAAGCCAUGGCUAGUAAAGAGAAAAAAGAUAAGGUUAAGAAGCAAACUGUGAAACAGGAGCCAACCAGCCAGAGUAAUGGAAACCAGAAAAGGACAAUUGAUGAUGGUAUAGAGGAACCUACAAAUAUAUCCAAAGCCAUGAGAAUGGGAGAUGGAGGGAAAGGAGAGGCUUUUCAACUGACCCAGCAACAGCAGUGGCUGAUUAAAGAAGACUGUAUGAACCAGAAACUGUGGGAUGAAGUACUUGCUUAUCUUGAGGAAGGACCAAAUUUUCUGAAGAAACUGGAACAAUCUUUUAUGUGUGUCUGCUGUCAGGAGCUGGUUUACCAGCCAGUGACAACAGAGUGCCUCCACAACAUCUGUAAAGUAAGAAUAAUCCCUAUCUUGCUCUGGGCUGUAUUCUUGGCUCUGAGACACCAGUUACCAGAGCCAAAAUAUAUUUUAGGAAGAUUAUAAUUAUUGCCUAGCAUUCUGAGCAAGAAAUGGAACAAGCUUGCUUCCAGUUGUGUGGUUGUCAUAUAAUCAAUUAACCUCAAUUUUAUGUAAAAAUUAGUGAAAAUGUAUUUGGUAUAAUUUCUUAUAGACAUAAUUCUUACCAUUAUUGUCAUUCUAUUGUAAUUAGUGGAGUUAUGCUAGGGA
Tinamus guttatus (white-throated tinamou) is the source of this 1089-nucleotide messenger RNA. The record is from RefSeq and is a predicted model, not a curated record. Lineage: Eukaryota; Metazoa; Chordata; Aves; Tinamiformes; Tinamidae.